CAUUCACUUUCAAUUCUUUGCUGACGAAACACAUCCUAAACAACAACAAAUUUCUUUUGCGCAUAUGCAGUCACCUUUUUACAGCGUAGCCUAAAGAUCCCUUAUUUUUUUAUUGAGGGACUCUCUAGGAUCAUUUACAUUUUAGAAAACGAUCCACGAACAGCGAAAGUAAGAGUUUAAAGGUUUUCUCUAUUUUAGUUGCACUUGUUGGGCAACUCGCGAGCGACAGUUUAAGAUCUGUGCUUUGUGAAAAUUUAUCGACAUAGAUAUGCAGUCUGAUACAGGUCAGAUCUCAUCGUCGGAUGACUACGCAACAUUUUCGUUGUUUUUUUUAAAUUUGAGUGGGAACAUUAGUCACUAACGUUUAUAAUCAUCAUGAAUCGUGCGAUUCAUUCAGAAAUAUGAAUUAUCAUAACUGAAUAAUCGCCCAAGUUAUUCGUGCUAUCUAAUGAAUUUGUAGGUUUGAGGGUUCAUAUAGCUCACACCAUCUUCGAUCUUUGUACCGUAUUAGAAUUUAUACCAGUUUGCCAUAUCAAAUGGUCAUUUCGAGAUGGCUUUCACAUCAGCUCUGAAGUUAUUGAAAAGUUCCGCGUCCGCUAUUUAUCAUCGGCUUUAUGUUCGAGCUUUUUUAGCCGAAUUUAUUAGCACAUUUGCUAUUUUGGCGUUUGUGAAUGGCUUAAUCGCCCAGGCUGUCCUUACGGACGGAGAGAAGGGAAGCGGAGUCGCCCCGAAAUGGGGUGCGUUCGUUGCCGCCAUGUCUGGUAUCUUAAUCGCUUGCGGUGCUUCAGGCGCUCACUCUAAUCCGGCAUUCUCUCUUCUAUUCGCUCUGAGAGGUAUUUUACCCUGGGCUAAAUUGCCGGUUUACUAGAUAGCACAAUACCUUGGUGCUUUUUGCGGAGCUGCAGCUGUUCUUGGAGUUUAUUGGGACGCCAUAAUGUUUAAAGGCGAUGGCGAAUUUUACAUCACAAACGAAGAUCCGGGAUUGGCUGCCAUUUUUGCUACAUACCCUUUGCCAUACGUCUCCAUCGCAGGAUGUAUUAUAGAUCAGCUUUUUGGAAGUGCCUUACUUGCACUCUGUGUGGCCGCUUUAACCGAUCCCAAGAACAUGCGUAUUCCGCUUCCGCUCGUGGCCCUGUAUAUUGGAUUUUUGGUUUUGGAAUUGGCUAUUGGAUUCUCACUUAAUACAGGUGGCUCUCCGAAUCCUGCUCGCGAUUUAUCUCCUAGGAUUUUGACUUACUUUGCUGGAUGGGGAAUCAAGGUUUUUAGUUUCAGAGACUGGACCUGGUUUUGGAUUCCCGUAGUAAUACCUCACAUUGGUGUCGUAAUCGGUUAUUUAAUAUAUUUUAUUCUCAUUGAAGCGCAUUGGCCAGCACAAUAAAAUUUUUGAUUGCUGAAA
Messenger RNA from Daphnia pulex (common water flea), 1396 nucleotides. Its product is annotated as aquaporin-9-like. Bases 935 to 1378 code for a protein of 147 amino acids. Gene Ontology annotation, molecular function: glycerol channel activity; water channel activity. Gene Ontology annotation, biological process: glycerol transmembrane transport; water transport. Gene Ontology annotation, cellular component: basolateral plasma membrane; plasma membrane. The record is from RefSeq and is a predicted model, not a curated record. Lineage: Eukaryota; Metazoa; Arthropoda; Branchiopoda; Diplostraca; Daphniidae. The transcript is spliced from 8 exons.